Strongylus vulgaris is the source of this 699-nucleotide messenger RNA. NCBI's taxonomy places the organism in Eukaryota, Metazoa, Nematoda, Chromadorea, Rhabditida, Strongylidae. The record is from the annotation of a GenBank genome assembly.
CUGUUCAGGGUCAAUUUUUUGCUUGAAGAAAUAUGCGAAGACCUGAAUCCACAUCUUGCAGAGUUGUUUUCUAGAAAAUGGCUCGUAGGCUGUUCGGCUAUUGAAACUAUAUGCAUAACUGUCCAAGAUUACUACGCUGACCAUCGUCAUCUUCGACCUGCCACUCGAUGUGCCCUUUUAAUGGACUUACAGUUCCGAAUAGUUGGCGAAUAUUUAAGAGCCAUCGAUUCUCGUCGCCUCACAUUUGCAACAUAUGAAGAGCGAGCUGCUGCAGGUUUUCGUAUGAAAGCGGACUCUACGCGACUUGAAGCGUUAUUCCAGCAACUGCUUGAUACUGGGGAUAUUAAUGAGCCUUUUUCUCUCGUAACAUCUCUGAUCGCGGCCUGCGGCGAUGUGAUUAGCCUCCGUGACAAAUCGCUACUCACGUUGGAAGUGACAACAUUUAGCAGAAAGUAUCCAAACAUUCCUCUGGACCUGCUCGCUGCUUUACUCGCAAGUCGUGACGAUGUCUCUCGAAGCGAAGCAAAAUCAAUGGCAGAUGAUGUGAUGUCUCACGUACAGUUCCACCCAAAAGAUCGCGUUUUGGAUCAGCUCUUCGCUUCAGUUGUUGGGCGAAGUGAUUCAACGUCGUGGAAGCCCAAUCUCGACAUGAUGAACAUGUUGUCCGCAUUUAUGCGAAGGGAUCAGCCCCAAUCCUAA